Lineus longissimus is the source of this 693-nucleotide messenger RNA. Its product is annotated as large ribosomal subunit protein mL62-like. The coding region runs from base 17 to 631 and encodes 204 amino acids. Gene Ontology annotation, cellular component: mitochondrial large ribosomal subunit. The record is from RefSeq and is a predicted model, not a curated record. NCBI's taxonomy places the organism in Eukaryota, Metazoa, Nemertea, Pilidiophora, Heteronemertea, Lineidae. Gene Ontology annotation, molecular function: translation release factor activity, codon nonspecific; peptidyl-tRNA hydrolase activity. The transcript is spliced from 6 exons. Gene Ontology annotation, biological process: mitochondrial translational termination.
CAGCAGAAGAGAAAAAAUGUUUCGAAAUGUUACGAUUUUGCGUGGUUUUCUACGAUUUACUGCAGGAUCUAAACCAUAUAAUUUGAUGUCAUGUGUCGGAUACAAAAGCCAAUAUAGCAUAGAUAAAUUAUAUCCGAAUAGCAACCUUAAUUAUGGAUCAGAGUCGUCCUCUGCAGUGAAGGAAAAGGAUCCAAAUGAUGAGUUCUCUGGGUGUAUACCAAUAGAUCAGGUUGAUGUCUCUUAUUGUAGAAGUAGUGGACCAGGUGGACAGCAUGUCAAUAAAGCUGAAACUAAAGUUCAAGUUAAAUUCAAUAUUGAAAAAGCUGAUUGGAUACCUUCAUGGAUAAAACCAAGGCUUUUUGAAAAGGAAAGGGGAAGGAUCACAAAAGGUGGUGUGUUUAUGGUGACUUCUGACAGAACGAGGAAACAAAUUUUGAACCAGGCUGACUGCUUCGAUAAGAUCAGACAGGCCAUAAGAGAGGCAGCAAUAAGACCAGCAGAACCUUCAGAAGAGGAUGUUGCAUUAAAGAAUAGGAGAUUAGCAAAGGCAAAACAGAGGACUUUAAAGGAAAAAAAGUUGCAUUCAUUAAAAAAGCAAAGUCGACAAGCCCCUGGUGUUGGAGGUGUAUGAUGUUCAUAAGCUUCUAGCUGUUAAUUAUAAUAUUGUAAAUAAAGUUUAUAUGAAAAUUUUCA